This is a messenger RNA of Apodemus sylvaticus (European woodmouse), 4243 nucleotides long. RefSeq names its product phosphatidylinositol-4-phosphate 5-kinase type 1 gamma (gene Pip5k1c). Gene Ontology annotation, molecular function: phosphatidylinositol kinase activity. Gene Ontology annotation, biological process: phosphatidylinositol metabolic process. NCBI's taxonomy places the organism in Eukaryota, Metazoa, Chordata, Mammalia, Rodentia, Muridae. The record is from RefSeq and is a predicted model, not a curated record. Bases 79 to 2145 code for a protein of 688 amino acids. The transcript is spliced from 19 exons.
GCGGCGCUUGUUGUUCAGCGGCGGCGGCCGAGCUCGGGUGCAUCCUCGGGCCCGCCGCCGCCGCCGGAGCGCUCGGCCAUGGAGUUAGAGGUGCCGGACGAGGCGGAGAGCGCCGAAGCGGGGGCCGUGACGGCGGAGGCAGCCUGGUCUGCGGAGAGUGGGGCGGCGGCAGGUAUGACCCAGAAGAAGGCUGGCCUUGCAGAGGCUCCCUUGGUGACAGGGCAGCCAGGCCCUGGCCAUGGGAAGAAGUUGGGCCAUCGGGGCGUGGAUGCAUCUGGAGAGACUACGUAUAAGAAGACCACCUCCUCCACACUGAAGGGUGCCAUCCAGCUGGGGAUCGGGUACACGGUGGGCAACCUCAGCUCCAAGCCGGAGCGCGACGUGCUCAUGCAGGACUUCUACGUGGUGGAGAGCAUCUUCUUUCCCAGCGAAGGGAGCAACCUCACCCCUGCCCACCACUUCCAGGAUUUCCGCUUCAAGACCUAUGCACCCGUUGCCUUCCGCUACUUCCGGGAGCUCUUUGGCAUCCGUCCGGAUGAUUACUUGUACUCGUUGUGCAAUGAGCCACUCAUCGAGCUCUCCAACCCUGGCGCCAGCGGCUCUGUCUUUUAUGUCACCAGCGACGAUGAGUUCAUCAUCAAGACUGUCAUGCACAAGGAGGCUGAGUUCCUGCAGAAACUGCUGCCCGGCUACUACAUGAACCUCAACCAGAACCCACGGACACUGCUGCCCAAGUUCUACGGGCUGUACUGUGUGCAGUCUGGCGGCAAGAACAUCCGCGUGGUGGUCAUGAACAACGUGUUGCCGCGUGUCGUCAAGAUGCACCUCAAGUUCGACCUCAAGGGCUCCACGUACAAGCGCAGGGCCAGCAAGAAGGAGAAGGAGAAGAGCCUGCCCACCUACAAGGACCUGGACUUCAUGCAGGACAUGCCCGAGGGGCUGCUGCUGGACGCCGACACCUUCGGCGCCCUGGUCAAGACGCUGCAGCGAGAUUGCCUGGUGUUAGAGAGUUUCAAGAUAAUGGACUACAGCCUGCUGCUGGGCGUGCACAAUAUUGAUCAGCAGGAGCGGGAGCGCCAGGCCGAGGGCGCCCAGAGCAAGGCGGACGAGAAGCGGCCCAUGGCCCAGAAGGCUCUGUAUUCCACAGCCAUGGAGUCCAUCCAGGGCGGAGCUGCCCGUGGGGAGGCCAUUGAGACAGAUGACACGAUGGGUGGGAUCCCGGCAGUGAACGGGCGUGGGGAGCGGCUGCUCCUACACAUUGGAAUCAUCGACAUUCUGCAGUCCUACAGGUUCAUCAAAAAGUUAGAACACACCUGGAAGGCCCUCGUCCAUGAUGGGGACACCGUCUCUGUCCACCGGCCCAGCUUCUAUGCGGAGCGCUUCUUCAAGUUUAUGAGCAGCACAGUCUUCCGGAAGAGUUCCUCCUUAAAGUCCUCUCCAUCCAAGAAAGGGCGUGGUGCCCUGCUGGCUGUCAAACCCCUGGGGCCCACUGCCGCCUUCUCAGCCAGCCAGAUCCCCAGCGAGAGAGAAGAUGUGCAGUACGACCUCCGGGGCGCCCGUAGCUACCCCACGCUGGAGGAUGAAGGCCGGCCUGACCUCCUGCCCUGCACCCCGCCAUCCUUUGAGGAAGCCACCACAGCCUCUAUCGCCACCACCCUGUCAUCCACCUCCCUCUCCAUCCCAGAGCGGUCCCCGUCAGACACGUCAGAGCAGCCCCGGUACAGGCGGCGUACGCAGUCUUCAGGCCAGGAUGGCCGGCCCCAAGAGGAGCUCCAUGCAGAAGACCUGCAGAAGAUAACUGUGCAGGUGGAGCCCGUGUGCGCUGUGGGGGUUGUGGUAUCCAAGGAGCAGGGUACAGGAGAGGAGGUCCCCCCACCGGGGGCAUCGGCUGCCGCCACUGUGGAGGUGGACGCUGCCAGCCAGGCCUCAGAGCCUGCCAGCCAGGCCUCAGAUGAGGAGGACGCGCCCUCUACAGACAUCUAUUUUUUCGCCCAUGGGAGAUACUGGCUUUUCUCUCCCCGUCGUCGCCAACUGCAGGCCGUGACUCCAAACCACACAGGCGCUCCCACCGACGAGAGGAGCUGGGUGUACUCCCCGCUUCACUAUAGCGCGCGGCCCGCCUCCGACGGCGAGAGCGACACAUAACUUCUAUGCAGUCCCCAAUCUGGAGCCCAGUGUCCUUCUGCCACCCCAGCCACUUCCUGGAGGCACUGCCCCCACUGGGGCUCAGAGCUCAGCGACAUCACCCUGAUGCCCUGGCCGGACCUUGUUCUCCCCCUCCCCACUGACGGACGCCACUGGUCAGGCCCAGACCCAGGAUAGCUUAGGCCGCCAUCUGCUGCUACCUGUGCCUGUUGGGGCGGCAAGAUUUGGGAGUGCCCAUCCUGUGUUUAUUUCGGGUCUUUUUUUUUCCUUUGGACGGAGAGGGAGCACAGGAGUGAUUUUCUAGGAAAAAGACAAGACAGAAAACCCAGGAAGAGGCUGCAGCCACCAACCUUGGUGAAUCAGGCUCUGCAUGUCUCACUGCUCUGGGGACAGUAAAGCCCACACACUCCAGGGCUAUUGUUGUCUCAGACCUGCAGAGGCCUCCACGUGCAGUCCCAGGGUGUCUCAAGAGAGCCCCUCCAUCACCUCAGGCUUGGGACCCGAGGAAACCAAGACUAGUCAUGCCCUGUGGUCUUUCUGAUCUGUUUACUGCCACUGGAAGGGUGUCCCCAUGCAUGAAUGUCUUGUGGCUACAAUCACCUGAUGCGGACUGGAAGGAACCAUAUUGUCUGCCUCUUACCCCCAUGAAGCCCUGAGCUGGUGCUGUGGGUCCCCUCAACAACUAGGGAAUUCUCUGCCCCAAGAAGGCCACAGCCAGGCUUCAGGCUGCCGACUGAGAGCUGGGUCUUGAGACGCCCUGGCUGAAGAAAAUAAGGGAGAAAGUGACAUCACUUUAGCAAAGCCAACUGUGUCCACCACACCAGGGAGAUUGCAGCCAGCAGUCUCCCUGGGCAGACCCCAGUGUGUUGGGUACAGUCCAGUCAAGCCAGGCCCUGCUUCAUGGUCGCUUCACCCACGGAGUGCUGGGAGGACUCAAGCCGAGAUGUUCUGACCGCCUGCAGCUCCGGGACACUGCUCUUGGGCCAGCCGCACAGGCCUCUUGGGAUGCACCUUCAGGGAUAGAGGUCGACCUGGCUGGCUUCCAAGGACUGCAGCAGCCUGUGGAGGCAGUAAGGAGCUUGACAACAUCAUCAUGGCCAGGGAGAGGACUCGUGCUGGGCGGCAGGGCCAACAGUAGGAGAGAUGGACAGAUGCUUGUCCCUGGCCCUCAAGUCAGUCCCCUUCCUGUUGUGGAAUGCACUGGUGAGCUGCUGCGGGAGUUCAUUCAGGGGCUGCAAAGGCCUAUCACGCCUGACAUCCCGGCACUUGGAAAGUUAAGGCAAGAGGAUUGUGGCAAGUUCCAGGCUAGCCUGGGUUACAGAGUAAAACGAGACCAAAAGAAAAAACUCCCAGGGCUGGCCCUGCCACUCUGGGCAGAGCUCAGCCAGCUGCAUAACCCCUGAGUUCCAUUCCAGCAACACAGAAACCAGGUGGGGUGGCACACAGCUGCAGUCCGUCACUUGGGAAGCAGAGGCAGAAAGCGGGGGUGCAAGGUCAUCCUUGGCAGUAACCAGUGGGAGGCCAGCCUGGGCUGCAGGAGACCUUCUCAAAAGAGAAUCUGUAAAUAUCUUUGUGACUCCCCAUCCUGUUCUCUCCAGUGGCCACUAUCGCCCCCCCGUGGACGGCGUGUGAACUGUACUGUAAGGCUUGGGGGGCGCCUCCAAGGUGCCCUCCCCGGCCCGCCUCUGUUCUCCUCAAGCCAUCCCAGCAAGUCCCCUGUCCAGCCCCACAACCAACCUCAGUGCAAUAUGCCCUUCCCGUGGGGUCCCUUGGCACGGUACUGUCUCUGCAGCCCCUUGUCUCACCCCUAGCUCCUCUCUCCGGUGGUUAAAACGCCCAUCGCACCCCCCCCCCCAUCCUGUUUUUAUUGUUGAAUCCAUUCUGUAAACUACAAACCUCGUGUGUCUUACUCAUCAGGACUUGGGAUCCCGGGUCAGCCCAUGUGCUCUGGUGUUUGACAAUCCAAGUACAGUGUCUCCUUGUCCAACCGAGGGGCCUGUUCCUCCAGCACAGCUGGCAAAUGUAUGCAGCCCAGGUCCCCGCCCCACCUGUCAGCCCCUCUUUUUGAGAUCUGUAUUAAAUCUCUAAUAAGAAACAA